Penicillium canariense is the source of this 834-nucleotide messenger RNA. RefSeq lists its product as uncharacterized. Lineage: Eukaryota; Fungi; Ascomycota; Eurotiomycetes; Eurotiales; Aspergillaceae. The transcript is spliced from 3 exons. The record is from RefSeq and is a predicted model, not a curated record. Bases 1 to 834 code for a protein of 277 amino acids.
AUGACCAUGACCAUCACCAUCACCGUUUCCUAUCAUCUCGAUGGAGAAGAGCGUGAUGACUUCCCUGCCCUCCCAGAUUUCCAGUUCCAGCACCAGCACCAGCUGCAGCUACAGCUGCAGCUGCACCAGCCGUCGCCUCUGAAACCGCCCGAGUCUGCCGCCAAUUUGGUGCUAUCAAAGACCAAGGUGCCAGAGAGCCCGAUUCUGGCCCACUGCGGGAUCCCGGGGCACUCCUCCAGUCAACCGGAUUUCCCUUCGGCCCACCUCCUGCGGGCUCCCCGCGGAGACGUGAUGACGCCGGUGCAUGGCGAGCAGGACGUGCAAUUUAAUGCUAACAAAAGCAAAAUCAAUGACCAAAGCAGCCCAAACAACCAAAUUCCUCCCUUCCCCAUCCCCUCCCCCCCCACCCCCACGGCUGCUACCGCUAACGUCUGUCACCAUCCUUGGUCCCCAUUGGCCAUUGAGCUCUAUAAUUUCUCGCACACCUCAUCCUGGGCGGCUCUCGCGAAGGGCCAGAGGCUCGGCCCAUUUCUCGACCUGAUACUCGGCAUCGCCCCUCGUCUCUUGGCCCCAAAGCUAUCUGACCGCAGCACCAACCUGCUCGCCAACGGCCGUGCGGAUCGAUCAUCACCCCAGGCACCAAUUGGCGUGUGCAGGACGUCCUAUCACCCUAUCGCCCCAUCACCCCCAUCGCCCUAUCGCCCUGUCCCGCCCAGCCGCCCCCUGCGUGGCCGUCCUGCCUUGGAUUUUGCCCUGAUGUACCUCAACGGCCCGGCAUCGUGUGCAAUGCAUGGCCCCCGUAGCAAACAGACAGGGCUCCUCGGCAAGCAAUGA